AUGUCUGCACCCGCCGCACCAAGGAAACGCGCCGUCUCGAUGAGCUCUGGUAGGUCGAAUGGCUCGCGACAGGCUCAGGCGCAGGAGUUCAGUACGAUGCCGUCCACGCAGGAGCUCCGAUGCUUCGAUCCCUGUGCCGCUACGGGGUCCAUGUUCCUAUACGCUCAGGGAACCUCAAUCAGCGAACAUGGCAGCGGGCGCUAUGUCGUCAGUUAUGAUGCCGGGCAAACUGCCAUUGUCUGGGACCUGAUGACAGGGGACGAGAUCACACGGUUUGCCUCGUACGGUUAUCUAACAGCCGUAGCAUGGAUGCGCAACGGCAACAUCGCAUUCGGUAAUUCGCAGGGCAGCAUUGUGCUGUUUGAACCACAAACAUCGGAGCAUAUCUCGACGAGGACGUUGGAUCAGAUCGCCGUCACCGCACUGGCACCGUCCGCCGAUUGCAGGACGUUUGCCAUUGGCUAUCAAAACGGGUCUCUACUCAUCGCCACACUGCAGCCUCGCUUCACGAUUCUCCACAACCUCACAACGUCUCGUUCCCCCUCCCCCAUCGUCACAUUAUCAUGGCAUGCAUCGUCAUCUCGCCAAAAAUCGGACAUGCUGUCCACGCAAACGUACAAUGGUGAUUUGCGUGUGUGGAGUGUGGCAAAGUCGUACAAUGCCGAUGAUCCGGCCAAAGUCGUCCGCAUCUUGAAAAGGUCUGAGAACAUGUCAGAAGGCCCAAACUGGAUGGGGUGGUCCAAGAACGGGCGUAUUAUCCAAUACUCGGACUCUCAAACACUAUCCUGGGACGUGCGAACAAAACAUGUCACCUCAGACGACAUCCCGACAUUGGAGCAUGUCAAGGGUCUGGCUGUCUGGGGUCCCGGUGCCAGCCUGUUCACCCUGGGCCCCAAUAACACCGUCCAGCAAUUUGACCUCAACUCACCUUCCAUCAUGGUGGCCAACGUGCAACAUCCCGCCAAUCUGCUGCCACCCUCGCCUCCAAACUCCAUCGAGGAGCCUACCGACAAAUCAGCACAUUCCACCACCACUAUCCACACGUCUGAGUCUGAGAGCAGCAGCAUCCCCCUGGAGAUGGGCGUAUCGGAGAGCGACGAGGACCAGAUGCCACCAAUGGCUCGCUUCCAGCGCCAGCUCGCCCAUGACUCCGGUAGCGAGACACCAUACGGGGCAGCGAGUCCCGUAUCGAAUCGUAGUGGACUGACUUCCAACUCCAUGUCCUCGGCAGGAUCCGGCACGCCGCGACGCUACCCAGGAUCUCUGCGCUCACGCGGGAUGAGUGAGAGGACGUAUAUCUCAGCAGGCACCUCGCUCAAGUCCUCGACCAUUGGGCGCAACCAGCCAGAGGCGGACAUUGAUUCUUACUCCAUGGGAUACUCCAUGGGGACCACCAGCACCAGCAUUGCCACCGGGUCCUCGACGCGAUCCAGGCAGCGCCCUUCACGACUUCGGAAUGAGGUGCCGAGGAGCCCAGACGCCAGCAAGGUGCACGACCUGUUCAAAUUCACCCGGGCGCGCUUGAGUGAUCUGGCCUACAAACAUCCUACCCAGUUGGACAAGUCGCGCCUCACAAACGAUAACCUGAGCCGGCAGAUGCUCAGUACGAUUUUUGGCUGGCACGACACUGCGGAUGCCCUGAUUCGCGAUGAGAUGGCGAGACACCCCACGGGCUCACCAAGCCGCAUUCUCCUGGCCAAGUGGCUCGGGGAUAUGGACACGGACAUACUCGCUGCCAGCACCGAGAACAUGACCUCGUCAGACUGGAUGCUGCUCGCUCUCAGCGGUUUUGGAGGUCACUCAUCGCAGCACAAGCUUGGCCGUACCUACGUGCAGAAGCUUCUCGAGAGCGGUGACGUGCAUGUGGCCGUGACGAUUAUGCUGGGCAUGGGCGACCACAACGACGCCAUUGAAGUCUACGUCUCCCACAGACGAUACAUGGAGGCGCUGAUCCUCGCGUGCCUGAUCUUCCCGAGCGUUUGGGAGCGACAGGCGGCCAUCAUCCGUAAAUGGGGCGAGUGGGCAGUUCAACAUCGCCAGCAGCAGCUAGCCAUCCGUUGCUUCGCCUGCACCGACCAAGAGCCGACUGAGAUGUGGACGUCGCCAUCUGCGACCCAGCUAAACUUUCAAAGCAUGAACCCCAGCAUCCCCGAGGUGCUGAGCCCGCCCCUGUCCCCUCCAGGGGUUCAGCGUGGGCCUCAGCGCAGCAUUGCAAAGACGUCUGCCUUGAAGCUCAUUACGACUUUUGGCGACCAGCCCAAGAAGUCCAAGUUCUACCUGCACGGCGACGAUGUGCAGACCCCCAUCGCUGCGGCCCAGACUCCUAUUGCCGAGUCCGCCGUGUCGCCUGGCGGUACGCACGAGGCGGCGACGGCCGUCCUCCGACCCUCCAACAACAGUCGGUUCAACACACCAACGUCUGCUCGGCCGCGCAACCGCCUCCCUUCCAUUGGCGAGAUGCCGUCAAACCUCAACAGAGACGAGCUGCGAGCCAACGUGCCGCCACCUCCCCCGCCAGCCCCAGCCGACGUACACGGCCACAUGCGUCGCGCUUCGUCUGGGCAGGACAACCUUGCCACAGGCAAGGCACUGCACCGCGCUGCCACUGCAAGCCCCAUGAUGAUGCGGGAGCGCUCGAAAGGGAUGAUGCAGGACCAUGGAGAGCGUCCCCCACCGCCCAAUCAGGACUUCAUGGCCAAGGUGCGUGACAUUCGGGCUAACCGCCGCAAUGGUUCGCGGGACCGCAUUCCACUGGGCCUGAACCUGGAGCUCCAUGCGCCGGCUGUCAACCAGUACGAGCAAGAGGUAACCUCGCCCGAUCACUCUGCCGCCUCGUCCACACGCUACCACUGGCCUACGCGUCGUCGCGGAGCGGGCUCGGUUGCUAGCUCUGUGACAUCCAACUCGAGCGCUGGGCGCAGUCUGCGCCACGGUGCUCGCCAGCGAGAUGACUACAUCCACAGCCUAGAUGCCGCACAGCGCUACCCCAAGAAGAGAGGCGCUCACAGCAAGGAACGUAAUGCCUCCCGGGGCCGUCAUGGGAGUCACAGUCGUGAGAGGAUGCCCGUGUCUCGUGAUCAGUCGGAAGACCGUGGUCGCGGAGCCAUCCAGACGUGGGCCAAGCCAAAGAGAUCGCCCACAUCCCCGAUCCCCAUGUCGCCCGAGGACCUGGCGAUCUUGAGCACGCCUCGAGUGUCCGAGGCUGGUGACCCCAUGACUGUGCGCAAGGCGAGCAACAGUAUCAGCUUCAAGCCCAAGGCCACCAAGAGCCGUAACUCGAGCCGAGGCGGCAGCCGCAGCCGCCGGCAGAGCCCGGAAGGCAGACAGCGACCUCAGCUUGCCAUUGACACACGGGGCCGGAGCAAGGGCCGCGAUGGUUCCCUGUCCCGGCCACGUUCACCGUCUUCGCCCGUCCCCAUGUCCGCCACGGCCGCCAGCCACUACCAAGGGUCCGAGGACGAGGAGGACUACAAGAAGGCCAUCAAGGCGCAGGAGGAGUUCCGCGCGAGGCACAAUGGAAGCCGCGGGCCCAUGUCGCCUGCCGUGUCGCGUCGUGAGAACGCCGAUGCACGCCAGCGCGAUGCCUCGGAGGCUCGCGACAUCCUUCCGCCUCUUCAGACGGUCCGAGCCAACUCGACGGAGCACGCCGGCGACCUGCGCCGCAUGAAGGAGGAGAGACAGCGGAAGAAGGAGCAGGCGGCAAAGGAGCUGGAGGAACGCCGCAAGUCUCUCGCGCAGCGGUCGCGGACACCUUCGAUUCCUCAUCCCAGCCAGUACUCGCCUGCUUUCCCACGGGUGGGCGUGGAGAUGUCGGAGCCGAACGAGGAACAUCUACCACCUCGGUGUGCCACGGAGCCCCCCAAGAGUAUGUACGCACGCGGGCCUCAUAUCGGCCUGCCAGCGACACCAAAGGCCAUGCGCCUCGUUGUCGAGUCCGACCAUAGCAGCGGCCAUGAAAAUGGCAACCGGCACCAGCAGGGGGCGCAACAGCAGCCAGCCGCUACUGAGUCUGAACCCGCGGUGCCUCCCAUCCCGGCCACGUUCGCCCAGAGGCGCACACCCAAGGCCUCUCCUAGCAACUCUCCCGACAAGGAAAAGGGGAAGGAGAAGGAGAAGGAGGAGUCGCUUCUGACUCUGUUGCCCUCGACCGUGUACCAGCCCCCGACCAGGCCGUUCAUUCCCCGGAGCAUGUCUGCUCCUAUCCCCGACGAUCCUCCGUCGACGAAACAUGGGCGCAAGGGCAGCGUAGGCGAGCUGCGCGGCAUUGACGAGGUGAUUGGCGUGCCAGGCCGCCGGAGAUCGCAGGAGGAGGCUCUGGUACCGCCGCCGCCGCCUCCCGCGCCUUCAGGGCCCCCGCCUCCCAUGCUGAGGGAGCUGCAACAUCUCGCGUCGCCUCCGCCUCCACCUCCUGCGCCGUUGCCCCAUGCCAAGAGGGCGCCAGGAUCAGGGGCAGCUUUACCGGCGGGCACGAUCGAGAUCGUCAUGGACGAGGACGAGACCUCCGCACCGGACGACGGCGUGGCUUCCGGUCCUGCACCGCCCGCUCCCAGCUUCAAGGGCCACAGCCGAGGUCGCAGCGAGACGGGCAGUCUUUCCGGUCGAUUUUCCAAGGCAACCGAGCGCCUUCGCUCUGCUAGUCGCGGACGCAAGGAUCGUGGCAUGAAGUCUCCCCCCACGGAGGCACCGUACGAAAGUGUCCCGAUGCCAUUCCACGUCAAGACCCCGGGGCCGCCGCCCGUGCACUACGAUCCUGAUGUGAUCCGGUCGCCUGUGGAGGGACCGAGGAUGUCGCACAUGUCGACGGGCCUUCACAAGAGCGAAAUGUUUUGA
Emericellopsis cladophorae is the source of this 4830-nucleotide messenger RNA. RefSeq lists its product as uncharacterized. Gene Ontology annotation, molecular function: transcription factor binding. The transcript has 5 exons. Gene Ontology annotation, cellular component: nucleus. Gene Ontology annotation, biological process: positive regulation of transcription by RNA polymerase II. NCBI's taxonomy places the organism in Eukaryota, Fungi, Ascomycota, Sordariomycetes, Hypocreales, Bionectriaceae. The record is from RefSeq and is a predicted model, not a curated record. The coding region runs from base 1 to 4830 and encodes 1609 amino acids.